Schizophyllum commune H4-8 is the source of this 898-nucleotide messenger RNA. RefSeq lists its product as uncharacterized. The transcript has 2 exons. The coding region runs from base 1 to 816 and encodes 271 amino acids. The record is from RefSeq and is a predicted model, not a curated record. Lineage: Eukaryota; Fungi; Basidiomycota; Agaricomycetes; Agaricales; Schizophyllaceae.
AUGACCGAGUGUAGCAGCGCUGGCGAACUUCUGUUGCAGGAGGCCGCUCGAGUGGAUUUGAAGCGUCCGGCUCCUGACAACUUCUUCCUGCCGCCGCCCGGCAUCAGCUCUCUGGAUACUGCUUUGCACAAGCGUCGCCGGAUUGAUGCUCGUCCGCACAGGCGGGCAACGGAUUCUUCGAUUUCCCCUCACUUCCACGCAUACGAGCAUGGUAUUCUGCAUCGCGAUAUCAGCGACGAGACUGCCCUGGUGCACAAGUCUGACGCAAUGGCCGUCGGACGCUUGGUCGACUGGUAUAUUUCCUGCCCCUUCGACUCUACGAACGACGUUGAAGCCAGUGCUCCCAACCGCAGAGGCACCACUCCCUUCGUCGCCAUCGGCCUGCAAUCCGCUACGGUGGAUGGUAAACCACUCCCACUGCACUCGCGCUACUGCCAUGACCUCGAGUCACUGUUUUGGCUGCUGUUAUGGUCGGUAGUUCAUUUCGACAUCCCCAACGCGCGUCGUCUUCCCUGCAGGAUCCCCAAGUGGCGCCAUGGCGCCUGGGAGGACGUAGCCAUCUUCAAGCAUUGCAUCCUAACUUCUCCAAACACUCGGCAGGGUGUCCUCGAUCUGGCGCUUCCGAUCUACGAGGACCUGGUAGAGCGCUGGGUCGUACCGCUUGCAGCUAUGUUCAGAAAGGCUCGGGAUGACGCGGAGGAUAUCGAUCAAAGGAGGAAAUGCUUCUUCAAUGCCGAGCUGUAUGCUAAGGAGGCUACCUUUACGCGGUUUUUGGAGACGAUCCAAAGCAAGCCUCUAACGUGGUCGAGGAGGUAGCGGAGGAUAUUUGGGUUUCGGUAAUCAGGUUGCUAUUCGUGUAUCCUGUCUCGCUGUCUAUGCAAUGUAGAUGGGUCCAAUC